This is a messenger RNA of Meloidogyne enterolobii, 1308 nucleotides long. The record is from the annotation of a GenBank genome assembly. NCBI's taxonomy places the organism in Eukaryota, Metazoa, Nematoda, Chromadorea, Rhabditida, Meloidogynidae.
AUGGAUAAAAUUAAAAGAUUAACAAAAGACUUGAGAUAUAUUAAUUCUGAAUACUUCCAACAAUUUGAAUGGAAAAUUAAAUUAAAGACAGAAUGUCAAAAAUGUUCAGAUUUUAUUUUACUUGAAAAAAUAAUUGGAAAACCCAAUCCUGAUUUGAAUGAAGUAAAAGAGAAAUGUAAAUUUGUAAUUGAAUAUUCAGAAAAGGAAUUAAAAUUAAAUAAAAAUUCAGAAGAGUCUAAACAAAUUGAGGAAAUAUUUAAAUUAUUAAAAUUAGUUAAAUCACUUUUAACUGAGCAACAUAAAAAUUUAAAUAAAUUGUUUGAAAAUUUAAAUAAAGCAACUAAUUUAAUUGAUAAUACAAAUCCAAUGAUUGCUUAUUUUAAUGAAUUAAAGGAAAUUGAGGAAAAUGCAAAGUUUAGGGCUUCACGUAUUUUACAAUUUUGGAAAGGGCCUAGAAAAGUAAUUUUUGAUGAAAAAGAAAUUAAACGACAAGACGAGAUUAUUAAAGGAAUGGAGAAAUUAAUUGAAGAUGAAGAAAAUGUUAAAGAAUUUGAUGAACGAUUGAAAAAUAAAUUUGAUUUUUUGGUGAAAAAUUGGGAAAAAUUGUUUUCCAGCAAAGAAAUAAAAACGAAAGAAAUUGUUGAAAAAGAAGAAAAAAAUAUUUUUUACAAGCAAAUAUUGCCUGGAAGUGAAGAAAUUAAAAAGAAAUUUGAAAAUUCUGGUGAUCUAUUUGUUGGAUAUUGUUUAACUAAAAGAAUUAAAAAUUCAUUCAAUAAAGAUGGAACUGUGAAAUCUUCUCAAUUCUUGGGUGAUGGGGUUGGACAGGAAUAUGGAUGGGAAUUGAAAGAAGUUUUGGGGCAGAAACGCAUUGAUAUUGGACAUUACGAGAAUAAACAAAAACAAAUUAAAGAAAAAUUAAAAAAUGUGUGUAUGAAUGUGGAGGAAGUAAAUUUCAAAAAUAAAUGUGAAUUAUUUUUGGAACAUGAAUUACAAUUUUGGCAUUCUUUUUGUUCUAUUGAUACAGAACAUUUACGUUUGGAACAUUUUGAAGAAAUGAAUGUUGUUACUAAUGGUUAUGAAAACAAAAAAGAAGAAAAAGAAAAAGAUUCUUUUGAGGAAGCAACAUUUGAAGGAUCUGGAGAAGAUAGUAAAUUUGAAGGAGAAAUUGAAGAAUUUGGAUAUUGAGAAGAGAAAAAAGUGUAUAAAAAAGAAUGUACAUAUUAGUGGUAGUUGGAAAAAUUUUUUUAAGUAAAAUUUAAGAGAAUGUAAGAAAAAAUUCAUCCGUUUAAUUGGAUGUUGAAAUAUCAU